Messenger RNA from Aspergillus wentii DTO 134E9, 525 nucleotides. Its product is annotated as MARVEL domain-containing protein. The coding region runs from base 1 to 525 and encodes 174 amino acids. The record is from RefSeq and is a predicted model, not a curated record. Gene Ontology annotation, cellular component: eisosome; plasma membrane. Gene Ontology annotation, biological process: eisosome assembly; protein localization to plasma membrane. NCBI's taxonomy places the organism in Eukaryota, Fungi, Ascomycota, Eurotiomycetes, Eurotiales, Aspergillaceae. The transcript has 3 exons.
AUGGUUUCCAAAGUGGUGCAGAUCGUUCUGCGAGUCUGGGAGUUCCUAUGGACGCUCCUCGUCAUGGCCCUCGUGGGUAACAUGAUUUCCGAAUCGUUCGCCGGAAACCCCUCCACGGUCAAUUACACCAUGUUCGUCUCUGCGUUCUCGAUGUUCACUCUUCUCUACUUGAUCCCCGCCACGAUCAAGCCAGACUGGGCCAUCCACCCAAUCAUCGUGAUUGCUCUGGAUACCCUCAACGCCAUUUUCUUCCUUACCUCUGGUAUUGCGCUGGCCGCCAAGUUGGAGGCCCACAGCUGCAGCAACGACUUAUACACCCUCAACAAUGAGAUCACCAACGGCUCUGUACACCGCGAGAAGCGCUGCCGUGAGGCCCAGGCAUCGACUGCCUUCCUCUGGUUUGCCUGGUUUGGUUACACCUUGUCGAUGAUCCUUUCUAUCAUCGGAUCGCGUGGUGGUGCCAACCUCCGUGGACGCACCGGCCCUGCACGUGGCAAUGGACGUCCCAGCAUGGCCCAGGUUUAA